Molecule: messenger RNA, 240 nt
Organism: Prunus armeniaca (apricot)
Lineage: Eukaryota; Viridiplantae; Streptophyta; Magnoliopsida; Rosales; Rosaceae
Source: the annotation of a GenBank genome assembly
AUGAAGAGGACUCGCAGAGGUACUACUGAGCCUUCAUCAUCUCGACCUAAUAGACAGCGUCCCAUGGCCUCAACGAGGAGACAAAGAGCGGCUCCCCAAGAUCACUUUGAGGAUACUAUUGAGAUUGAAGAUGUAGCUCCUACUCAUGAUAGUAAUAUACUGAACAUGAUAGUAAUUAUUUUCAAAGCACAGCAGAAGCAACUUUUUUCAAAAGUGACUGCAAUCCCAAACUGGGCCUAA